AUGCCCUUCACCCAUCCUCUUCUCCAGAUCCAGAUCAAGAUCAAGAUCGCCACCAUCAUGGACACGAGCCAGAUCGACACAUUGGCGGAGUGCGCCUUGGAUUGCUUCUUAAAUGGUCGGUACUACGACUCCGUUUCUUGCACGGCCGUAAUGGUCUACAUGAGAGAGCAACUGAGCAGCCACGAGCGCCAUGUGAUGAACGACAUCUUUUUGGGUAUCAUCAAUAAAUUCAUUAACGCGAACACAGAAUUGGAGAAGCGGUUGGAGGAUGAACGCCAGGCCCUGCAGCAGAUAAGCGAACCGACUGAGGAGCAAAAACAAGUUGUGGAGGCCGCCAAGGCCGCCGUCAAUACCCUGUUAGGGCAUUUAACGGGGUACGUCCAGGAUAUGGUGUCCAUCACAGUUCAGGCACUAAACUCUUUCAACACUGAUGACCACGAGCCAAAAGCGUACCUUUACCGCUUGAUGGGCGAGUGCCUGGGGAACACGUGCCACUUGGUGAACGCCGAUGAUGUCAACCAUGAUGAGAUCAAUACGGUGGCCUCCCUUGCCUAUCUCCAAGGGAUGGUGCACGGCUUCAAUCUACCUCCGGCCGACCCCUCCCACCUGGAUAACAUCACCUCCUAUUGCAUAUUUGCGGUGCGCAAUUUGCGGAGCCUCGAUGAGGCCAUUGCUCUGGGGUCUUAUGUCAUGUUCACCUGCCCAGAGGAGAGGAUCCUUGAGUCCAGAGACGUGCAGACCACAAGACACUGCCUCCACUUACUUCAAAUGUGUCUGGAUGUGUGGACUACCGUAAGGGACCUCAUGAAUAGCGACAGCAACACCAAUGAAGAUGCUGCCUCUGAAGCCCCGAAUGCAACUGCAUAAGCCCAUGGAUCAGUAUCACCCUUCAUUCACUCCGGACACAGCACAGCAGGACUCCUCCUACACACACAAACUAUACACAUUUUGACCUAAACCUAAAACACAACCAAUGUUGCAAGAACUGAAGAACUCUUCAGGUUCCAAUGCAAGUCAUUUGAGAGUACAAAGAACAGAACACAUAACUGAUGGAAUUAAACCUAAAGAACAGGACGAUCAGGACAUAUCAACCAAGGGACAACAAUUGUCAGCUCACUUCUCAGUAUGAUU
Molecule: messenger RNA, 1131 nt
Organism: Drosophila guanche
Lineage: Eukaryota; Metazoa; Arthropoda; Insecta; Diptera; Drosophilidae
Exons: 3
Coding region: 1-867 (288 amino acids)
Source: RefSeq, a predicted model, not a curated record